GCUGGACGGGGGACGGCACUCACCCCCUUCUGAACGCAAGUAAACAUAAACAUCCAUUGAGUUAACAUUGCACCCAACAAGCCGCGGCCAGCAUGUCUUCGACAACGGGGCUGAGCCGAACCCGGUCCAUACGGCAGCCGGCAACAUCCAGGAACCAGUCGACGCAAAAGGACGACCCCCCGACCAGAAAUGCAGCCAGGAACCCGUCGCCGAGCCGACUACCUCAGGUCAAACCCCUGACACGAUCGGCCACUACGACAGCAGCUUCGUCCGCAUCCGCCGCUGCCCGGAGCAGGGCGGGCAGCACCGCGACGGCUUCUACGACAACCACGGCAUCGGGAAGGUCACUGGCAGGUCUAUUCUCGGGGAAAACGCCAGGGGCAGCGCGGCGCGCGAACCCAACCGCCCCUGAUGAUGCGCCUGCGCAUGCGCCCCUGCCGUCCAGGCCGCUGGGCAGAGCACCUUCGAUCCGCCAGCUUCGCGCGCGCGAACCUGCCUCCACAACAUCCUCCACAACGACGUCCACAACGACGGCGACGACAUCAGCAGGCGUGAGCAGAAGGGUGCCCUCGGCCGGCGUAAAACGUCCUACAUCUUCCGGUGGUCUGCCCUCUCCUACGGCGCCCAAGUCCCGACCGCUCGGCCAUGCGAGAGCCAAGAGCACCGCGACCGCGCUGUCGGCCGCGACUACACUCCGACCACCAGUCUCGAAUGCGCCUCCCUCGCCCAAGACGACAUCGAUAUCGACCCCAACAAGACCGCGCACCAACACCCUCUUGUCAUCUCACACCCGAAACUCAUCUCAAAGCACAACGACGGCAACCACAGCAACCCAAGCCCCGUCGGCCGCCGCACCUGCAGCAGCAGUAGCGCCGCCCCGCCGCCCAACCUUCAACACGAACCAGCAGCACUACUCGCCCCUGAAAUCCCACGCCCCAAAACCCCUGACCGCGAGCUACCUGGCGCCACCAUCGCCCUCCAAGCUGCCCGCCAACCUGGCCAUCAGCGCCGAGACGUCGCGGCUGCAGACGGAGCUACUGCAGCUCUCCCUCAUCCACCGCGAGGCCGGCGCCGUCGCGCGCCAGUGGCACGACAGCGCGCGGAGGAAGCUGGGCGCGAGGUUCCGCCGCGUCGCCCGGGAGCACGACGACUUCUGCGUGGAAGAGCGGGACGGCGUCGAGGGGCGGAACGCCGCGGCUCUAGUGCGCUGGGGAUCGGUAAACUCAAUAUCUGCGAAAAGUGGCGGGGAGGCAACAGCGGGAGGGUUGGAGGACAAGAUCCAGGUCCUGGAUCAGGUCUUGGACGGCGUCUGGGCCCUCAGCGAGCCCGGUGGUCGGUAUAAUAGGGUCGUCGAGGAUUUCGAGACAUGGGCCGAGCGCAUGGCGGGUGUCGUGAGAGCGAGGAAGAGCGGGAAGGCAGAGGAACAUCUAGUCCGGGACGGCGAGAUCUUGUUCGUCAGCGAUCUAGACACGAGGUGGAAGGACGACUGUGCCGGCCUAGUGAGGAAGCUCGAGGGGUGGAGAGGGAUGCUGGACGGGAUCGGGCCCGCGCCUGGAGACGUGGAGGACAGGGCGCAGAGAUCGAGCCUCUCGAGAGCCCUGGGAGGGUCUACGAGCCUGGUAGAUGACAUGCUUGCGGAAAUGGAGCUCAUGCAGGAUAUCGAGAAGGAGGCGCGGAGGUCCGAGGACGAGUGGAUCGAGAGGAUGAACAAGGAGCUCGAGAUUGGCGAUCACGAGACCCUGGACCGGGAGGCUUCCCUGUGGAAGAUGAUUAUUUGAGAAAAGGUCGUGAUGAAGGGAACGUAUCACGAAAACCUGUCCAAUCAAUCCCGAGCGGGUUACAUGACUUCGGGCGUUUCGCACUUCGAUGCGGAAUUUCUGAGCACUGGCAGCCGAUGGGAGUGUGGCUGAACUAUAAUGUAUUAUAAUAGCUGUGGUCCGUUUCUGCCGCGGCUCGGGAGUCGAGAAGUGCAGGCCUCUUCGCUAGGGAAACCCGGGACUCACGAAGCCUUCG
Messenger RNA from Truncatella angustata, 2013 nucleotides. RefSeq lists its product as uncharacterized. The transcript has a single exon. Bases 93 to 1778 code for a protein of 561 amino acids. The record is from RefSeq and is a predicted model, not a curated record. NCBI's taxonomy places the organism in Eukaryota, Fungi, Ascomycota, Sordariomycetes, Amphisphaeriales, Sporocadaceae.